AUGUCAGUCACUGUUACAGUCUCCGCUGUGGCGCCGGAAGAUCCCGGUGCUGUUGUUAUUGAAAGAUCAUGGCUACAAGGGUUUAAAGGGAAAAAACGACCCCUAUCAAUGGCAGAGAAGCUCGUAAAACUCCGGACGGACCUCAGAUCUCGAACUCUCCACCAUUUUCAGCUAUUACUACGUCUCAAUUUCUCGGCUUUGAAUUUGGUUGUAUGGCAAGUGCAGAGGAGGGUCUGCUGGGCGAUGCCAUUAUUCCGAGCGAUGGUGAAUCGUCUCUGCAAUUUCAUUUCUUCCCCUUCUGUUUUUGUUUUUCUUUGUUUUCCAUGCGAGAUGGUGAUACGAAACCAUUAAAAUCUGAUCUGAUCGGUUAAACAACGAAACCAAGGGUGAAAAAACUUGACAAAAGGACGAAGGCAAAUGAAGGGAUAUCAUAGUCAUUUUGCUGAAACCGUUUAUUUCCCAACGGCAUAACGGCAGAUAGAGAGGGGAAGGUCUGUGAAGGUAUCAAAAAAUGAGGGUAAGUUUAAGAGAAUUGGGCGAAAGUGAAGGGGAGAUUUUGAUAACAACCCAUUAGAAAAUGGGCCAAUGGGCAAUGGCCAUACCUGAUGCUGAUACCUCCCGGGUCCCGGCUACGGGCUACCCCGUCCGAUCUCUGGACUCUGAUGGCAUUCACUCUCACCCGCUAGUUUAUAUUUAUUUAAAACAAUAAUACAUACAGAUACAAUCCUCUCUUCUUCCACUUCCUACAGAGCUCGGAAACGAGAAUUCUGACCUUCUCCGACGCAAUGGCUGAAGAUGAUUCUCUCGCACAGUUCCUUGCUGUUGCCGUUGAUGCUGCAAAGAGAGCUGGAGAGAAAAUUCGCAAAGGAUUUUACCAGACAAAGCAUGUCGAGCAUAAGGGCCAGGUGGAUUUGGUCACGGAAACUGAUAAAGCAUGUGAAGAUCUCAUAUUUAAUCAUCUUAAGCAGCAUUUCCCAGAGCACAAGUUCAUUGGAGAGGAGACUACUGCUGCAUGUGGUACCACAGAGCUCAAUGACCAGCCUACAUGGAUUGUUGAUCCACUUGAUGGAACGACUAAUUUUGUUCAUGGGUUCCCUUUUGUCUGUGUGUCAAUUGGUCUUACAAUUGGAAAGGUUCCCACUAUUGGUGUCGUGUACAACCCAAUAAUUGAUGAGCUUUUUACUGGGAUUCGUGGAAAAGGUGCUUUUCUUAAUGGUACCCCCAUAAGAGCCUCAUCUCAGACUGAACUGGUGAAGUCCCUCCUUGCAACAGAGAUUGGAACAAAGCGUGAUAAGAUAACAGUGGAUGCUACUACAAAUAGAAUAAAUAGCCUACUGUUCAAGGUACGCUCCCUUCGGAUGAGCGGUUCUUGUGCACUGAACCUCUGUGGAAUUGCAUGUGGGAGGAUCGAUAUCUUUUAUGAGCUAGGCUUUGGCGGUCCUUGGGAUGUGGCGGCCGGAGCAUUGAUUGUUCAGGAAGCUGGGGGACGUGUAUUUGAUCCAUCUGGCAGGGACUUCGACAUUACAGCUCAAAGAGUAGCAGCUUCGAACCCUCAUCUCGAGGAUGCCUUUGUUGAGGCUUUGAGACAGGCAGAACGAGAUUGAACUACCACUCCAGAAACUACAAGUUUUCUAUUUAUUUAUAUGUAUGAUUUUACAAUUGUUGUCCUGAAAACAGCAUCAAGGUCGUAUUUUCCUAGGAAUUAGUGAUCAUUUUUUUUCUUUAAUUGGUUUUUUCCUUUUACAAGUGAAGCGAUUCUUGAGUGUCUUGUGCCUCCAGUUAGUAAUGCUCAGCCUCAUACUUCAUUCCUAGUUAUUUCAAAUUCAAAGUGCUGUUAAUUAUUGUUGGAUUUCUGAUAGUUCUUUCAA
Messenger RNA from Nelumbo nucifera (sacred lotus), 1868 nucleotides. NCBI's taxonomy places the organism in Eukaryota, Viridiplantae, Streptophyta, Magnoliopsida, Proteales, Nelumbonaceae. The record is from RefSeq and is a predicted model, not a curated record.